UUCACAUAAUAUUUUGUAUAUUUUAUCUAAUAUAGAAAUAUAAUUAAUGCAACUAGACUAAAUGCUGGGAAUUCGAGUGCUGAGGUUACAAAAUGGCAAAUCUGUACUUAAUUAUGUGUACCAACAGACGGUUUCACGGGAUAAAAGCACAAAACAGCCAAAGUUUGAUAAUAUAAAGCGCCAAGGCAAAAUAUUUAGCUCGUUGUUUGGAGAUCGAAUAAAGGGCAGUAAUAGCCGAUGGUAUCCAUCGCCGGAUAUUAAUGCAUCUGGUAAUAGUGGAAUCCACAAGUCGGGCUCGUCACUUCAUGCCUUGAAAUUCGGAAAACCUCAUUCGCACAAAACAUCGGACAACAAUCGACGCAUGUCUGUUUUAAAUAAGGUGUUCAUGACAAACAUAACUGAUAUAUUGGCAACCGGCGGAGUUGCCGACUCUAUCAUGGGCCAAGGUGUGCAAAUUUCAUACGUGAAGAUCACCAGCGACUUUUCACGAAUAAACGUCUACUGGAUUGGCAAAGAUGGAGGAACAACUGUCGAGCUCGAGGAUAAAUUGAAUGGCCUGAGCGGCAAACUGCAACAUGAGCUAUCGCAGCUUCAUCUUAUGGGCGAAGUUCCCCGGAUAAAGUUUGUUCGCGACAAAACUAGUAGCGGUCUUUAUCAGGUCCAGGAAGUAUUGUCCAAACUUGAUCAACAGUAUAAGAAUUCUAGUCCUAAUAGCCAUACAGAACCGAGUAAAAUCGAAUUAGAAAGUUCUGAAACUGCUUCAGAUAUUGAAUGGCCAGAGAUGCGACAAGAUUUCUUAAGUUUUAAUCAAAGCUCAGUUAUGGAUAAGAUUCUCAGCAAAAUGCGCAAGUCAAAAGAGGCCUGGGUUAAUCAUAAGCAAAAUGUUUCAAAGACCUAACCUUUAUAAGGCUGUUUGUUAAAUGUACAUUAAAUUAAAAUGUUGUUUAAACCGUUUAA
Messenger RNA from Drosophila eugracilis, 957 nucleotides. RefSeq names its product putative ribosome-binding factor A, mitochondrial. Bases 62 to 898 code for a protein of 278 amino acids. The record is from RefSeq and is a predicted model, not a curated record. The transcript has a single exon. Lineage: Eukaryota; Metazoa; Arthropoda; Insecta; Diptera; Drosophilidae. Gene Ontology annotation, biological process: rRNA processing.